Molecule: messenger RNA, 2015 nt
Organism: Mangifera indica (mango)
Lineage: Eukaryota; Viridiplantae; Streptophyta; Magnoliopsida; Sapindales; Anacardiaceae
Product: ACT domain-containing protein ACR8-like
Exons: 8
Coding region: 244-1569 (441 amino acids)
Source: RefSeq, a predicted model, not a curated record
AAGAGAGUGAGAGAAUUAAAACAAGGCGUGGUUUGCGUUGCGCUUGCAAGAGAAGAGAGAGAAAUAAAUGAAGUUUGGUAUUUUCUAGAGAAAACGAAACAAGAAAAUUGGAGAGAAAGAGUUUGGUGGGAGUUGUUAAAGCGAUUUGGUCGAAGAUUUAAAGCUAGAGUUUUAAGAGGAUCUGGCAUUUGAUUUCUUCUCUUCUUGUUCUUUCAUACUUUCGUGGCAUAUUAAAGAGAAACAAUGGAGUGGCAUUCUUGUUUAGAUGAAUACCAGAAGCUUGUUAUCAGAAUGAACACUCCCAGGGUCGUCAUCGACAAUGCCGUUUGCCCCACGGCAACUCUCGUCAAGGUUGAUAGUGCUAGAAGACAUGGAAUCUUGUUAGAAGCUGUUCAGGUUCUCACGGAUCUGGACCUUUCGAUAAAGAAGGCUUACAUUUCUUCUGAUGGACGGUGGUUCAUGGAUGUUUUCCAUGUGACUGAUCUGAAUGGAAACAAAUUAACAGACGAAAGAGUUAUUCGCCACAUUGAGCAGUCGCUUGGAACCAUAGAAUAUGAAAGAGUUAACGGGUUUUGCGGUUUGACUGCCCUUGAACUAACUGGAACAGAUCGAGUUGGCCUGAUGUCAGAGGUUUUUGCAGUAUUAGCUGAAUUACAGUGUAAUGUGGUAGAAGCGAAGGUGUGGACUCACAACGGUCGAAUUGCUUCGCUGAUUUAUGUGAAAGAUUGCAAUUCAGGAUCUCCAAUUGAGGACUUACAACAAAUUGAUAGAAUCGAAGCACGUUUAAGGAAUGUCUUGAAAGGAGAUAAUGACAUUAGGAGUGCUAAAACGACUGUUUCUAUGGAGGUCACUCAUACAGAGAGAAGGCUACACCAGAUGAUGUUUGCAGAUAGGGAUUAUGAGAGGAAGCCCAUUUUUAGUCGGUGUACUAAUUACCCUCUAGUAACAGUGCAAAAUUGGGUGGAAAGAGGGUACUCAGUCGUGAAUGUUCAGUGCAAGGAUAGGACUAAGCUUUUGUUCGAUGUUGUUUGCACGUUGACAGACAUGGAAUAUGUGGUGUUUCAUGCUACCAUUAAGACAACUGAAGACAGAGCGUAUCUGGAAUUUUAUGUUAAGCACAUUGAUGGAACUCCAAUUAGUUCAGAACCUGAAAGGCAACGUGUGAUUCAAUGCCUACAAGCUGCAGUGAGAAGAAGAGCAUCCGAGGGUGUGAGGCUAGAAUUAUGCAUGGAAGAUAGGCCAGGGCUGUUGGCAGGUGUGACUAGAACAUUUAGAGAAAAUGGUCUCAAUAUCACAAGAGCUGAAAUAUCCACAAGAAAUGAGACGGCAGUAAACACAUUCUAUGUAACAGAUGCCAUAGGAAACCCUGCAGAUCCAAUGAUAAUUGAAGCAGUUAGACAAAAAGUUGGAUUGAGUAAUUUGAAAGUGAAGGAAUUGCCAGUGAUGUAUAAUGAGAAGUCAGAAAGUGAAGAGCAAACAGUUGGGGUUGGUGGGACAGUAUUGUUAUCACUGGGGAGUCUAGUGAGAAAGAAUCUAUACAGUCUGGGUCUGAUAAGAUCAUAUUCUUAAAGUGGGAGAAAGAAGAAUUGUUCCCAGCACUAGGGUUGUUGGCAAUGGCAUAUUCUUUACUUGAGGAUGGGGGUUUGUGUUGUGUAGAUACAUGUGAAUGAAAAAGGUGGAAUUUGGUGAUAGUAGAAAUUAAGUUGGUUAUAGUUGGGUUUGGUUGGUGGAAUAGAUAGACAGAUUGGAGCUGCUCCACCAUUUUUAUAUUCAAUAUAAUAUUCUUUUUUGUAUGUUUUGUUUUGCUUGAGGGGAAGAUUUGAAUUAGAAGGGAUGGUGGGGGUUGUUGAUAUAAUAUUAUUAGAUUUAUGGGUGGCUGGCUGGCUUCUGGCUGGAAAGAAGAAGAAGAAGAUUAGGUAUAAGAACAGAAUGAGUUUAUACUUGGUAACGCCAUUUGUACAUAAACUACUUGAAGAAUUAUUUAGUUAAUGGUUGACUUCAAUUUUUUAAAUUCA